Messenger RNA from Histoplasma capsulatum G186AR, 2067 nucleotides. Its product is annotated as serine proteinase. Gene Ontology annotation, biological process: proteolysis. Gene Ontology annotation, molecular function: serine-type endopeptidase activity. The record is from RefSeq and is a predicted model, not a curated record. Bases 144 to 1631 code for a protein of 495 amino acids. The transcript has 3 exons. NCBI's taxonomy places the organism in Eukaryota, Fungi, Ascomycota, Eurotiomycetes, Onygenales, Ajellomycetaceae.
CCCCAACUUCCUCGUGAACCUAGCCAUCUCCAACCUCCCUUCAACCCAGCUCUCUCUCCUCAUCUUCCAUCCAUUGUAUCCUUUUCCUUUGGCUUCAAAUAUCCUGUCUUCUGUUUCACUCCUUUCCUGCGCCCUUCAUCACCAUGAAAGGCCUUCUCGCCUUAUCGAUCGUCCCGUUACUGGCGGCUGCGUCACCAGUUGUGAUUGAUUCCAUCCACAAAGAUGCCGCCCCCAUCCUUUCGUCGGUGGAUGCAAAAGUGAUUGAAGACUCAUACAUUGUUGUCUUCAAAAAACAUGUCACCAGCGCUUCAGCGGUUGCCCAUCAGAACUGGGUGCAAAACCUCCAUACUACAGCCAUGGCCAAGAGAUCAAAGCUUGACAAACGUAACCAGUUUCCGUUCAAGAACGACGUGUUCUCUGGCCUGAAACAUACCUUCGAUAUUGCCGGCUCGCUUUUGGGAUACUCGGGCUCAUUUGAUGAGGAGGUUAUUGACCAGGUCCGCAUGCAUCCAGAUGUCGAUUUUAUCGAGAAAGACUCCGAGGUCCAUACCACGGCCCUCGAAACCCAAAAUAAUUCUCCAUGGGGCCUCGCCAGGAUCUGUCAUCGAGAUACCCUGGACUUUUCCACCUUCAACACAUACCUCUACUCGGACCUGGCAGGUGAAGGCGUCGACAUUUACAUCAUCGAUACUGGCAUCAACACUGAGCAUGUUGAUUUCCAAGGACGUGCAUUCUGGGGAGCCACUAUCCCAGUAGGUGAAGAAAAUGUUGACGGAAAUGGCCACGGAACCCACUGCGCUGGGACUUCCGCAGCCGCAACAUUUGGCGUUGCCAAAAAGGCUAACGUCUACGCUGUCAAAGUCCUGAGGUCCAACGGCUCGGGAACAAUGUCCGACGUCGUUAAGGGCGUUGAAUAUGCCGCUCAAAGCCAUCAGAAACAAAUGAAAGCUGCUAAGGAAGGUACCGGCCGGAAAGGCUUCAAGGGUAGUGUUGCCAACAUGAGUUUGGGCGGCGGACCUUCGCGUGUCUUGGAUCUCGCUGUCAAUGCCGCUGUUGACACCGGUAUGCACUUCGCUGUGGCCGCUGGCAAUGAUAACGCCGACGCCUGCAAUUACUCACCUGCUGCUGCUGAGUCUGCCAUCACAGUCGGAGCCUCCACUCUGUCCGACGAACGUGCUUUCUUCUCUAACUAUGGCCCAUGCGUUGACAUCUUUGCCCCCGGCCUUAACAUCCUCUCUACCUGGACUGGCAGCAAGUACGCUGUCAACACUAUCUCUGGCACUUCCAUGGCAUCUCCUCACAUAGCUGGCCUCGCGGCCUACUUCGUCUCUCUCUACCCGUCGACACAGUCCGCCUUCGCUGUCGCGCCUCUUUCCCCCGAGGACCUUAAGACUGCCCUCGCCCAGAUCUCCACCAAGGAUAUGCUGACUCAGAUGCCUGAGGAUACCAAAAACUUACUUGCCUGGAACGGAGGUGGUUCUUCCAACUACUCAGAAAUUGUGGGAAAGGGUGGAUACAACGCUGGCUCGUUGAAAGAUCAGACGAAGGAUGCCCUCGACAGGCUCGAAAAGCUCGCUACUGACGAGCUCCACGCCAUCUAUAGCGAGAUCAAGAACGCGUUCAUUCUAUAGAAACCUAAACCAUAACUUUUGACAUGCACCGAUGAUUCCAUGUCUGCGUAACGUGGCCGGUACUAGAUUGGGUGCUGUGGUUGAUGUGAUGUCCUAAUCGACAGGCGUAGAUUUUCCUAAUAAUUUGAUUUUCCAUCCGCCCCUUACCUCUCAUUGCUUAUGUGCAGUUAUCUUCAUGCGUUGCCUCGUUUCUCUCACCAAAUCUCCUAUGAAGCAUGGGUCGUCACAAGCUAGUACGUGGUUACAUGUGCGGCUUGAGUUGUUUUUUCUUGUUCAGGUCAUUGUUAUCAUUAUACAUACUGGGGCCUUAUUAAGUAGUAUAUCUGUGCGAUGAAAUGGCGACAACAGUUUUUUAAGCCACCGAUUUACACCUUUUCUGCCACCUGUAACACCUAGGUGCGAGGAUUUUUAAGAUAUGAAAAGGAUUUAUUGGUAA